Molecule: messenger RNA, 1826 nt
Organism: Rhipicephalus microplus (southern cattle tick)
Lineage: Eukaryota; Metazoa; Arthropoda; Arachnida; Ixodida; Ixodidae
Gene: ArgRS-m
Product: arginyl-tRNA synthetase, mitochondrial
Biological process (GO): arginyl-tRNA aminoacylation; mitochondrial translation
Cellular component (GO): mitochondrion
Molecular function (GO): arginine-tRNA ligase activity; ATP binding
Source: RefSeq, a predicted model, not a curated record
UGCUUUUUCUGGCGAGAUCGCGAUGUAAACACGCGAAACUUGCGUUGUGAUCGGCUCCUUUUCACUUAGGUGCAGAUAUGGUGUCGGCCCUUCGGCGCAAGAUUGCAGAACAGAUAUGCCAGACGGCGACACGCCUGGCGAGGUGUCGCGAUGAGCCCUCCGCCCAUCGCUUUCUUCCGCUCGUGAAAUUGAAGACGGACAAGAGCUGCAGCGCGCCGUUCCUGGCCAUUUCUGAAUCGGAACUUGGUGGGGCGCUUGGAAUCGGCGCCGAAGAGCUUAGAGGAUCACUGAAAACAGACUUGGAAAAUGUGUGGCAGCUAUCCAAGGCCGUUUUGUCUGAGGCAGGAGAGCUGUCCGUGCACCUUGACCGUGCCACCUUUCUCCAGGAAUCUCUCUCCAAAGCUGGCUGCCCACCGUGCCUCGUGCCUUCUCUGCGCUUUGUGGUGGACUUCAGCUCUCCCAAUGUGGCCAAGCCAUUCCACGUCGGCCACUUGCGCUCCACUGUGCUGGGCCACAGCCUCUGCAACCUGUUGAGCUUUGCUGGGCACCAUGUCACUCGGCUCAACUACCUCGGAGACUGGGGCACCCAGUGCGGUCUUCUAAUAGCCGGUUUCAGAAAAUAUGGCAGUAAUGAGGAGCUCAUUAAGGAUCCACUCAAACACCUUCUUUCAGUCUAUGUUGCUGCCAAUGCAGAAGCAGAGAAGAACCCUGGAUUUCGUGCUGAAGCUCUUGAGAAUUUUGCCAACCUUGAAGCUGGUCAACCUGAGGUGCUUGAUCAGUGGCAGAAAUGGCGGCAGCUGAGCUUGGACAGCUAUGACCUGCAGUACAAGCGCUUGGGUGUCUCCUUCGAUGUGCUGGAUUCAGAAUCCAGGCAUAGCCAUGCUGCUCUUCAACUAUUGGACAGGCUGCACUCAGAAAACAGGCUCGCUUCUCGAGGAGAUGGAGUCCUGGGCAUCGGUUGUGACGAGUUUGUCCCGCUUGCAAAGAGUUCUGGAGCGAGCCUUUAUCUGACCAGGGAUGUGGGGGCUGCCUUGGAAAGAAAGGAGAGGUACAACUUUGACUGGGCUUAUUAUGUGGUGGAUCGCUCGCAGGCAGAGCACUUCCGACGGCUGGCACUUGUGCUGAAGCAGCUGGGUGUAGAGUGGUCUGACCGAGUGCAGCAUGUGUCUUUUGGUCGCAUACGGGGCGUCAGCAGUCGCAAAGGGGUUGGCGAGGGAAUGUUGCUGGACGACUUGCUGAAUGAAGCUGUGCAUCGUGCACGUCAUUCCAUGGAUCAGGCACCCACAACACGAGUGCAAGACGAGACAUCUGCCCAACUUGUGGCUGAGCAGCUUGGGCUGGCAGCCGUUGUGGUAAACUUUCUUCGUGGUCGGCGAAACCGGGACAUCACUUUUGACUGGCAUCAGGCGCUGCACGCAGCCGGCGAUUCGGGCGUCUCGCUUCAGUAUGCACAUGCCAGGCUGUGCAGUCUCGAGGAUAAGGCUGGUUUGUCCGUGGAGAGGGAAGUUGCAGUGGAUCUCUUGCAAGAGCCUUGCGCACUUGCUCUGGCUGUCCAAGUAGCCAGGUUUGAAGAAGUGGUGUGCAGUGCAGUUCACCAGCUGGAGCCCUGCAUUGUGACGCAGUACCUGUUUGUCCUUAGCCAUGCCAUCGGACGAGCCGCCAAGGAGCUUCCUGUCAAGAAUCAAGCAGUGCCCUUGGCACAGGCGAGGCUUCUACUUUUCCACGCUGCAAGAGUGACACUUGCACAAGGGAUGCGGCUUCUAGGUGUUGAGCCACUGAAAGCCAUGUAGAUAUUUUAUUAAAGUUCACAUGUUCAACUCACGGCA